Molecule: messenger RNA, 531 nt
Organism: Gongylonema pulchrum
Lineage: Eukaryota; Metazoa; Nematoda; Chromadorea; Rhabditida; Gongylonematidae
Source: the annotation of a GenBank genome assembly
UUGGUUCCCUUUGAAAAUUUUCAGUCUUACACGCUGGUGUUCCAUUUUGGACCCAAUGAAUAUUUCACGCAAACCGAAUUGAAGAAGUGGUACGAACUUCAGGUUCAUCCUAAACCGGAUGAGAUAUUUGAUUAUGACGGCCCGCUUGUGAUUAAUACUAAAGGUACACAGAUUGACUGGAAGGAUGGCAAAAACGUUACAAAGAAGGUUAUCAAGAAAAAACAGAGGAGAGGCACAAGUGGCGCUAGCCGAUUUGUCACCAAAGUUAUUAAAGUGGAUUCGUUUUUCAACUUCUUUGAUCCGCCAAAAGUGAAGGAUAAAAAUGAAAUUAACGAGGAUGACGAUACAGCUGAUCAGGAAUUGUUGCAAGCUGAUUUUGAAAUAGGUCAACUUUUCCGCGACCAAAUUGUACCGAGAGCAGUGCUGUUUUACACUGGCGAAUCAACCGCGGAUAAUGAUAUUUUCGAUGAGUACGAUGAUAUGGAAGAGUAUGAUGAAGAUGAGGUAUUCAAGUUGCAUUUUUUACUUUAG